AUGUUGGUUACCAUAGUCACUGACACUAACAAUUUCUUCAUCGACAUAAGCCAACACGAACCUAUUCUUGAGAUCAAGCACAAAAUCGCGAAAAUCCUAGGCAUUCCUGUAGCCUUACAAACACUUUUCGUGUUAGGCUUAGAACUAAUUGAUGGACUCGACAUGGAUGACUAUCCGAUCAUCCAUGAAGGCACAAAGAUCAAUCUCAUUUUGAAUUAUACUCAUGACGACUUACCUCCUAGUCCUAUGGACUACUUCUACUCGGAACAAACGAGUCACAACUACAAGAUCCCAAUCACCAUAAAAUUUUCAUCAAAACAAGUUAACAUAGAGGUAGACAAAACAGAAACAGUAAGAAGUCUAAAGGAGAAAAUACACAUCAUUGAUGGUACCCCUAUCAAGAGGAUGUUACUAUAUACUUCAGGGGUUGAAAUGGACGACGAAUUUCGAUGUUUGAGCGAGUAUCAAAUCACUGAAUUUUCUGAAAUUAAUGUUUUUCUUAAGAGCAUGAACCGAAUAAAGGUUGAACCUCCUAGUAGGAAGCUAAGCAUGGUGGUACAAACUUCAAAAAGCUUGCUUAAUGCUGCUAGGAUACCCUUGGAGAUGAAGGACUCGUGCACUGUUAAUGAGGUGAGGCAAUUACUAUUGACUAGAAGGAUUUUGCCUAUGGAUGAUUACAUAUUUAUCCAUAAGCAAAGGAUUAUGCGCGAUAAUUGUAGCCUUCGUUGGCAUGGUGUUGAACAAGGCGAUUAUCUUUAUGUUUUUAAAGGGACAAUUAGUAAGGACGGAUUUUAG
This is a messenger RNA of Beta vulgaris subsp. vulgaris (sugar beet), 795 nucleotides long. RefSeq lists its product as uncharacterized. Lineage: Eukaryota; Viridiplantae; Streptophyta; Magnoliopsida; Caryophyllales; Amaranthaceae. Gene Ontology annotation, molecular function: polyubiquitin modification-dependent protein binding; ubiquitin binding; proteasome binding. The transcript has a single exon. Gene Ontology annotation, biological process: proteasome-mediated ubiquitin-dependent protein catabolic process. Bases 1 to 795 code for a protein of 264 amino acids. Gene Ontology annotation, cellular component: nucleoplasm; cytosol. The record is from RefSeq and is a predicted model, not a curated record.